Molecule: messenger RNA, 1523 nt
Organism: Acromyrmex echinatior (Panamanian leafcutter ant)
Lineage: Eukaryota; Metazoa; Arthropoda; Insecta; Hymenoptera; Formicidae
Gene: Rab5
Product: RAS oncogene family member Rab5
Molecular function (GO): GTP binding; GTPase activity
Source: RefSeq, a predicted model, not a curated record
CCGAGUCGGGUGGGAGCCGCACGAGAGAGGCGUAUCCGCGCUUAAGACUCGCGUUUCGUUUGCCGCGAACUCGGACGUAACGAAUUCGGUGGGUGAAUCCAUUUUGCGAUCACGCGCGACCCUCGGGGAGAUCCGAAGCGGAACGAACGGGCGAAAAGUGACGCAGCACCGUAUGCAUCGCGGUGCGGUGUCGGUAAUUUCGUUUUCUCUCUCUCUUUCUCUCUCCUCCCCUCUCGUUCCUUGUCAGUCUCUCUCUCAUUCGUUCCUUCCUCUGUCUCUCCCUCUCCCAUCGGAGUGUCAAAGUUCCGAGACUACUCGUCGACGUAUCCGUCGUCGGUGCCCGUCGAUGUAGGUUACGGAGGAGAGGAGAAACGAGCCGCGAUCGCGGGGUGCGAGUCGUGCGAGUGUUACGCGGCCGGGCGGCGACACGCACCUCCCACGGAGAAAAAAAAAACGGAACGUCGUGCACAGCGAUAUCAAGUGCGAACGAACGAGAACGAGAACGAGCGAGCGAGUGUAGCGGGGGAGAGCGAGAGAGGAUUCCGAAGAGUCGGUGAUCCGGUGGGACGAAGGAGAGGAGCGAGCUCCAGAAGAGUUUCGCGUGCCAUCCGGAAGCUGUCAUAAAUGUGCACGUUCUACAUAAAUUGCGCGAUCUAUGCACGAUCGACGAGCCGAUCUAUCGGUGGUGAGUGCUGAUCUAGCCUGACGCUCCGGCAACGAGUCGACGUUAAAUCAUCUUCAUCGCAGCAUUGGUUGCCGUUGUCGCCCCUCUCCCGAGAAGAAGCUAGCCCAGUGCGACGUACCUAUCUAACGGCGUGCCCCUCGACAACGCAAAGCAGGUGAUCAUGGCGACUCGGGGUACGGCCCAGAGGCCGAAUGGAUCGACACAAGGAAAAAUUUGUCAGUUUAAACUAGUUUUACUCGGUGAAUCAGCAGUCGGAAAAUCAAGUCUUGUUUUAAGGUUUGUCAAAGGACAGUUCCACGAGUACCAGGAGAGUACAAUUGGCGCUGCAUUUCUAACACAAACCGUAUGUUUGGAUGACACAACUGUAAAAUUUGAAAUCUGGGACACUGCGGGGCAAGAACGUUAUCACAGUCUUGCACCAAUGUAUUAUCGUGGUGCACAGGCAGCCAUUGUUGUGUAUGACAUAACAAAUCAGGAUACAUUCUCACGUGCCCAAACAUGGGUAAAAGAAUUGCAACGCCAAGCCAGUCCGAGCAUAGUAAUAGCAUUAGCUGGAAACAAGGCAGAUUUGGCAAAUAAGAGAGUCGUCGAGUACGAUGAAGCUCAAACGUAUGCGGAUGAAAAUGGCCUUCUUUUCAUGGAAACAUCUGCUAAGACGGCAAUGAAUGUUAACGACAUAUUCCUUGCAAUUGCUAAAAAGCUUCCUAAAAACGAACAAUCAGGAAGCGCAAGUACGAGUGGUCAAGGCCGUCGACUAGUCGAGUCAGAUGGGCAAAAGGCAGCAACCGGCAAUUGCUGCAAGUGAUUAUCUAAAUCCAUAUGUACUAUAAUCUACAAA